AUGGCGACGAGCGGGUUCAUCGAACCACUAAGAAUACAAGGCAAUCAAAAGGGAAUAAAUGAUUGGAUCGAGCGAUUCGAGACGACGGUUUCACUCCAACCAGGAUUAAUAGCAGAGACCGAUGCCAGCAAGUAUGAAACAACAAAAAAGAAGUACCUUAUAAGCACAUUAGGUCCAGAGAGCUACUCACUUCUAAAAGCAACAAUCGCUCCAACAACCAUGUCAGCGGCUUCUUUUAAAACAUUGAAGGACAAUUUGAAGAGUUUAGCACCGAGACCAUCAGUUAUCUCAGAAUCAUUCAAGUUGAACACUUUAACUCAAUCACCAGAUGAGGAACUUGCUGUGUAUAUGGGUAGAGUGAAACUGACUGCACAAAACUGUGACUAUGGAGAUGCAUUUGAUAGAAUUGUUAGAGACAAAUUCAUUUGUGGUUUAAGAGACGAGAGGAUCAAGGUAUCAUUGAUCAAUGACAGUGAGGUUAAAACCUCAGCGGAUGCGCUCACGAAAGCCAUCGAGAAGCAGACUUCAUCGGCAGUGGCACAGAAUAUGUCGGCUGUACAUUACGUGUCUAAUCAGAGAGGGGCACGAAGGGAGUCUGAUCAGUAUUCCAGUAGGAGUACCAGUUCGAAAUCACAGAGACGUUUAAAUGCUAAGAAGUGCAACAAGUGCACAGUGUUCGGUCAUGUAGCAGCCGAGUGCAGGACUGUUUGUAGACAUUGUCAGAAAAUCGGUCAUAUCAAAAAGAACUGUUUUAGCCUCAACAAGAAACAGCGUACACCAACUCAUCACAUCAGUACAGAACCUGAAUCAGAUUCAACGCAACCAACAUCAUCCAACGAACCUACAGUUAACUCUUCUACACCGUACGAGUAUUUACACCAGAUUAACUGUAAGUCGAUAGAUAGUGUGAAACCUAAUGCUGAUAUUGCUGAAUUGCAUGCUAUUUCUGUUGAUUUUACAUGCGCUGAAAGUGUUAAUAUUUCUGUUAAUUCUACUGACUUAGGUUAUAGCACUAGUUCUAAUAAACCUUUUUUGAAAGUGCUGAUUAAUGGUAGAUAUUUAGACAUGGAACUAGAUUCGGGAUCGUCUAUUUCGUUGAUAAGUAGAGCUAACUUUGAUAAGUUGAAUUUGACUGGAUGUCAUCUGGAGAAUUGUGUAGAUAAACAGUUAGUUCUAGCAGAUAACCGAGUCGUUCGCACUUCCAUGAAACGCUGCCUGGUCGAAGUUAAGUAUAGGGACAUUCUCAAAGAGUUACGUUUGUAUGUGAUUGAUGGAACUUUCCAGACACUGUUAGGGUCGGAUUGGGUCCAUGCUCUGUUCGGUUCAGAUUGGCUUAAGAGGAUAGUAGAUACUCCGAGAGUGAACUUUGCUGGUACUGUAGAGCAAAGAAGAAUAGCCUUCAUAGAAUCACUGAAGAACCGAGAGACGUUUAAAACUGGAAUAGGGCAAGUCAAGAAGUUUGAAGCUAAGUUAAAUCUGAAACCUGAGCACCGUCCAAAGUUUUGUGCUGCUCGGAAGAUUCCGUACUCGUUGAAGGAACGAGUAGGUCUGACUCUAGAUAAUAUGGAGAAAGAUAGUCGAUUGGUAAAGAUCGACACUUCGGAUUAUGCUUCGCCCAUAGUACCUAUAGUCAAGAAAGAUAACACUAUUCGUAUUUGUGGAGACUAUAAGGGGACUCUCAACCCGGAAAUCGAUUCUAAAGUAUACCCCUUGCCUGUAGUUGAAGAUUGUUUUGUUGAGAUGAAGGGAGGAAGAAUCUUCACUCGAUUGGACAUCAAGCAAGCUUACAACCAGAUCAUGCUUAGAGAGUGUGACCAGAUUUUAACGACGAUUAACACACAUCAAGGACUCUAUAAGUGGACUGUGUUAUCGUACGGACUAGCGCCUGCUGGAGGGAUUUUCCAGGCAGCUAUGGAUGAAGUCUUGAAAGGACUGAAAGGAGUCACAUGUAGAGUUGAUGAUAUUCUCAUCAAGGGCAACGAGUUUGACGACCACGUAGAGAGAGUUUUGGAGGUUAUCCAAAGACUAGAAGACGAGGGAUUCCGCUGUAAUUGGGAAAAAUCGGAAUUUUGUGUAAGAGUAAAGUGGAGACACUAG
Messenger RNA from Bolinopsis microptera, 2097 nucleotides. RefSeq lists its product as uncharacterized. Lineage: Eukaryota; Metazoa; Ctenophora; Tentaculata; Lobata; Bolinopsidae. Bases 1 to 2097 code for a protein of 698 amino acids. The transcript has a single exon. The record is from RefSeq and is a predicted model, not a curated record. Gene Ontology annotation, molecular function: nucleic acid binding; zinc ion binding.